Molecule: messenger RNA, 1350 nt
Organism: Colletotrichum navitas
Lineage: Eukaryota; Fungi; Ascomycota; Sordariomycetes; Glomerellales; Glomerellaceae
Product: salicylate 1-monooxygenase sala
Exons: 2
Coding region: 1-1350 (449 amino acids)
Biological process (GO): secondary metabolite biosynthetic process
Molecular function (GO): FAD binding
Source: RefSeq, a predicted model, not a curated record
AUGAGACCUAACGACCAACAGUCCCCCUUUUCUGUCGCUAUCGUUGGCGGAGGCAUUGUAGGCUUCAUUCUUGCAGCUGGGCUUCACAAGCGCAACAUCAAAGUCCACGUAUAUGAGCAGUCGGGUGGCCCACGUGAGAUUGGGGCUGGUGUGGCUUUCACAGGUGCUGGCCAAAGGUGUAUGCGUAUGAUCGACCCGGCCGUUCUCAAAGCCCUUUAUAGCAGUGGCUCUGUGCCACUCAGUGACUGUGGCGGUCAUGAUUUUCUGCGUUGGGUCGACGGAUAUGAACAGCCUAAGCCAGACGAUCCUUACUAUGAGACACCUCUCUGUGUACUUGAUGCUGGGCCGAGGGGCUUUGAGGGUGUUAGAAGAGACGUACUGCUUGAGUCUCUGGUCAAGCUUCUGCCACCUGAUGUGGUCUCCUGGAGAAAACGACUUGUCAAUAUUGAAGAACCAGGACCAGAAACGAAGCUGGUACUCAAAUUUACCGAUGGGGAAGAGGCUUACGCUGAUGCGGUUGUCGGUUGUGAUGGGAUUAAAUCCCGCGUCCGCGAGUUGAUCUUGGGAGAAGGAAACCCUGCCUCCUACCCGCAUUUCGCGCACAAAGUUGCGUACCGCUGUCUCUUACCUUACGAAGCCUGUCACAAAGUUCUUGGCGACUGGAAAGGGCGUAAUUUUCAUAUGCAUAUCGGUCCUAAGGCCCACAUUCUUCAUUACCCUAUCGCCAACAAGACACAGAUGAAUUUUGUGGCCUUUCUUAGUGAUGAUAGCGAAUGGUCUGAUUGGCAACACAUGGUGAGUACAGGCUCACGCAAGGAUGUCGAAAAGGCUUUAGAUGGCUGGAACCAGACCGUCCAAGACCUUGUGGCUCUGCUGCCUGACGACAUGAUGAAGUGGGCGCUGUUCGAUUCCUGGGACUAUCCUGCACCUUAUUACAACAAGGGUAGAAUUGUUUUGGCUGGCGAUGCUGCACACGCAAGCACUCCCCACCACGGUACUGGGGCAAGCUGCGGCAUCGAGGACGCCCUGUGUCUGAGUACUCUCCUUGAACAAGUGGUCAAAACGGUCAAUAGUAAUGGUGCCUCGACCAAACACAAGGCACUGGAAACAGCAUUCAAGGUUUUUGACGAGAAGAGACGUACUAGAACACAGUGGUUGGUCAAUAGUAGCCGCAGGGUUGUUGACCUCUUCCACCAGGAGGAUUGGGCUAUCCCCGAGAAAAGAGUCAAAGCUGAGACGUGUUUUGAGGAAGUGAAAGAUAGGUCGCACAAGUUAUGGCACUUUGACCCCGAGGAUAUGGUCAAGACAAGCAUUAAGGACUAUAACAAAAAUAUGAAUGCUAAUGAAUAG